This is a messenger RNA of Nematostella vectensis (starlet sea anemone), 4777 nucleotides long. RefSeq lists its product as uncharacterized. The transcript has a single exon. The coding region runs from base 534 to 1457 and encodes 307 amino acids. The record is from RefSeq and is a predicted model, not a curated record. Lineage: Eukaryota; Metazoa; Cnidaria; Anthozoa; Actiniaria; Edwardsiidae.
AAGAAAUAUCCUUUCAGGUUUCUGAGAUGGAGUGUCUGGUUUUUAUUUUAUCGUGCUUUUUUUAAACGCGUUCAUAAAUGUGUAAUGGAUAACUGAUUUCAACAAAAGACAAAUGCUUUGUUGAAAAGUAGUUAUAAGGUCUUCUGCGCAUGCUCAGAAGAUGCUAAUGUACGUGUGACAAAAAAGCUUUUAGGCCAAUUGUACACAAGAAUUAGAGAGUUAUAUGCCAUCAUUUGUUCGUUUGAAUAGCCACUUCACGCUUAUUAGAUGUACAAACAAGGUAGCCGCUAAUGUGUUUAUCAAAAAGUUAUCAAACCAACAUACUUUUCGGCAGGCAAUCCCUGGAAAAGAAAAAGCUCUUUUUUUGGAAACUUUUUCUGAGAUACGGGUUGGAAACGGGCUUGAAAACUAUGUAGCGAAAAGGGUCUCUAUAAACAGCCUAAACACAAAACGUGAUUGGGGACGUCAUCAUUAGUAGAUUUUUUAGCAGAAUAAUAUCUUAGAGAGGUGAAGAUUUCUCGUGUUGGGCGAGUAUGCACGUCGUCAAACGCAAACAGUUCAUGUGCAAGGACGCCAUGAGAGUGCAGAAAUCAACACAGGUUCGUCUGGAUGAGAUUAAUUACCGAAUAGACAAAGACAAACGAAGGAUUGUACAGCUAAAUAACUUUGAGCGAAUCCGGGUUUGUAACGAACUAAGGGAAAUAAGGCGAGUGUUUGUACCGAGUUACAUCCCAGGAAAUACAAGCGAAGCUCAACGAACGAACAACAAGCUUCUGACUUUUAAUAAACAACGGCUACCUCACGAGAACAAAGAGGCAAUCGGUGCUCAAGAUAAAGGCAGGGAAAGCUCCUCGCCAGUUUCUUUGCCUCUACGGAAACUUUCUUCAAACCUGUCAAUGCAUGAUGGUCCAAAAGUCAUGAAAAAUCAGACAGACAGCUUCGAGGAUACGACAAUCUCUUUGAUUGGCUCAAAGUCAGGCACGACUCUUUUUCAAAGUCCUCAAGCUUAUGAAACUAGGGAUUCCUCAACAAUACUGCAGCCGCAAAAUAGUACGACAAUUAUGAAACAGAAGUUUUCUAACGAGACGGAGGUGAAGACAAAAGAGGGAGAAAAGAGUCGUAGUAUUUCAUCGGCAAGCCGCUGCGUACAGACACCAAAAGGGCCAAUCGUAUCGGACACGAUGGCAUCGGUCACCACAGGCUACAUGGCGUUCAAAAAACUACUCAAAAAUAAGAGAGAAAACAUAGUAAGGGAUUCGUACGUCAGCCCUCGAUACAGGAGGGGUAGUUGUGAUGAAGGAAUCGAAGCAAACUCCAUGGGUUUUCUACCCAUUCAAAAACCACAAGCUUCUAAAGAAGGACAAUUGGAGGUCAAUAUGGACGAGCGCGCCGAUUACUGUGACCGGACCAAGACACUAGCAGCUAAAAUGUGCCAAACAAGUCUCAACAAAAAAUAGUGGAGAGAAAACUCACUCAGAUAUCCCAAGAACAGAGCUACCGCCGAGACCGGUGCAUCCUGGGAAUUAGUCUAAAACGCGACUAAGGACUUCUGGGAAUGCAAAAGCUCAGUCCCCUUCUCGACUCAAGGAGACCGGGAAAGGGGUAAUGAAGGCGACCAAGGUAACUGGGAACUCAUCAAAUUCCCGGCGAUCAGUGCGCACUGUUGAAACCGAACUAAUGCAUUCUGGGAAUUCAGCAUUGGGUGAUGGGAAGGGCAAGGUGUAUGAUGGGAUGGCAAAGACCAAAUUUUUAGAAAAACGGGAAAGAUUGAUAACCCCGUUUAUGACGAUGGCUGGCGCGGAAACAGAUGAUGAGAAUAUCUCUGUUUUUGGUGAGAGGUCAGUCAGUUCAGUGAAAUGUUGACCACAGGGUUACCAUGAGCUGCAGGAAGAGUGACUGUAGAGCAAAAGAAAAAAUCCCACUUUACACACUUCAUGACUGAAAAAGCAUCAGAUUAAACUAACUGCUUGUGUUUCAACUUCUCCGCCAAUCAAAUUCAAGCCGCAAGCCGGCAAGCUAGGAUCUAUGGGCCCGGGAAAUGUUGAAUUACGAGGUUGUUAAUUGCGCGUGGCAGAUACUGAUCUACUUUAGACGGAAAUUACUAAAUGGAAAGCUUGGAUUUUGAUAGUUAAGAGGCACGGGAACCUUUAGACAAUUAUAAACAGACAACAAAACCUGCUCAAUCGAGCACUCAGUUUUUUACCGUUUGCUUUUUGAUUUAUUGACACAAAUGAAGGGAGACAGUUGAAUACAGUUUGCAAAUAAGAACAGACCCAAAAAUUCAGAAAAUUUUUCUCUUCUAUUUAAAUGCCUUUUUGGUGCCUUUAAAAUAUACACAUAUCUACAAAUAUUUAUAAUAAAUAUCAUAUGUACUACACAAAUUGCAAAAUACUUGAUUUUGAUUCUCAGCAAAUAUGUCCUAAAAGGGAAAUUAAAAAUCUAAGUACCUUUUAAACUGUCAACAUAGCUGGCAUUUACAUUGUCAAUAAAACUCAGCAUUCGAAAAAAAAAAACAAGAAAAAACUCUUUGAUUUGUGCGCGCGCAACAAUUUUACUUUAAAAAAUCGCAAUGAAUAUGGGUCUCAAGAAACAACGAAGAAAAGGUCAUGCUCUUCGUCAUGGUUUGACAGAAUGGACUAUUUAUACUACUAAAGAGUUUACUGCGUGAUAUCUGCGCUAUGCGAAUACCGCCGCCGGCGACUCAUAUUUCGUUGACCUUUUUGUUAUCACGCCAACUAAAGACGCGUGGAUUUAGAUUUGAUUCCGCUCGAUAAAUUAUCAUCUAGUCUGUUAGAAACUGGAAACUGUCUACAAGAGUUCACCAAGUCCAGAUAUUGGUUGAUGACGUGUGUUGUGUGGUGUUUGGUUUAGCAGAUAAGCUGGUGCUUUAUAACAACAAAAGACGCAUAUGACAGAUGAAGGUGUUAGUGCUGCUUCAACUGUACACAGAGAAACGUAGAAACCGACUACGCCGCGAAGGAUCGUCUAGUUGCUAAAGAAAGAGUCGGGACUUUUGAGAUGAUCUUGGAUUCGAAGGCUUAUGGCUAAACAAGCUUUCAGCGGUGAUGAGAGGGAAAAACCGAGGCGUAAUUUUGACAAAAAUGCUAGCAACAUGAGAGAGAAGUCACAGGAUCUAGACGGUGGUCGCACCGGACUAAGCGAGAAGAGUUUCGCAGAAUUAGCCAAAGAAUCGAGUAUUUUACCCGACAUAAAAAACUCUUUGCCAAUAUCCAUGAAGCAGAUUCUACAAAGCUCUCCUAAAUCCACUAGUUGGACACCCAGCUUGCCGACAAUCCCAGCGGGGCAAGUACAGCUUGUGCACAGAACGGCAAGCGCGGAGCGCAAGGGAAAGAGACGUCAUAAACGCAACAAAAACAAACACUUUCAUGGGCCGCAGCAUGCGGCAACUCAUGACCUGAGUGGAGAAUGCAACGAGGCUAACAUACAAGCAUCUUGGAAGAAGAAAAUACACAAAAGGAUAAACAAGAGGAUUAUCGGAGAAGCGGAUAAUAAUAUAAGCAUGUCGCGAGACUAUAGACUGCCUACCCUGCAAGAAGUACCUAAAUGACGACCGGAGUCUGUAUUUAUUGCGUUUUUAUCAACGAAUAUGUGCAAUACUUGUACAAUAGCGCUAAACUGAAUGAAAACGGGUCGGCGGGGAGCCCGGGAGGCAUACUGUUCAUAGUGAUUAUUGCGUCUCUGACAAGUUUCUUUCCUUUCCCUCGGGCUUCGGGUCCAAAGCGAGGGGAUAUAGCACAGCAGAAAAAAAAAAAAGCAUUUAAUUAACCGUUAGUCCACAUACGGGAUAUCACUUAGUCUAGUGUAGAUAAAUGGAGAAUAUAAUUGCCCAAACUUGCGGAUUAAAGAUUAUAUCAAAUUUCAUGAAAGGGAUUUUUAGCGUGUACAUGGCGAAAAGGAAUCGAAAUUGAGGUUUUGUAUCUAGGGAACGGUUAUGUUUAUAAUUUUGGUGCGUUUGUUAAUUUGUUUAUUAAAAAAACGCAAAAUGAAAAUAAUUUAUGUUGACAGUAUAAUGGGAAUUGAUUUUAUGGGUUUUAGCAGCGGGCUUGUUGAUAUUUCAGUGAAUAGAAUAAGAUUUCGGCUCACGGAUUGUCUGGCAAGUAGCUAAAAACUAUAUAAAUAAUCUAUAAGCUUUUCUGGUAAAAAAAAUCGAUAACAAUCCAAGGGGUAUAGGUUCUUAUUAAAUAAUGUUCUAAUGUAUAUUUUUGUCUAUAACCAUCUUCGCGGUAAACUAAAUAAAUAGAACACUAAGUUGGGCAGUUUAAACUCACUGGUAAAAGUCAAGAUAAGUGAUCCCUUAGGCAAGACUGCAGGGGCAAAGCCUGUACCUAGAGGGGGGAGGUGCGCUCGCACCCCUCAAGAAAGCGAAAGGUCCACUUGUGAGACGCAAUAAAACUACCGAAGUCAUAACAUAAAAGAGCUCUCUCAUUUUGUUCAGAAAGCCCAUAAGGAUGCCGGACUUCGAGUUCUGAGAGGGUAAAAUACUCAAUUUUGUUUAUUACUGAAAUUUCUCUUAUGUUCAUAAUUUGGCAAUGAACUCACAAUGAACCGCUAGUGUACCAACUGUAAAUGAAAUAAUGGUUGUAAAUUUAAUAAAUGUACAGCGAUGAAUUCAUUAUUUACCCUACGAAUAUUAUAGGUUAGUAGGAGUAUUAUAGGCUUGAGAUAAGAGAGCAAGAAUGUGACUUUGAAGACAUUCAGACCAUGUUUUUUUUAAUGUGAACUUUGGAAUUUCAAAUAAAUAAGCUAGGGAAAAGAG